AUGGCCGACGACGACUGGGAUGACGAUUUCGAAGAGGACACUGGCCCCUACGUGCUGCAGCCCGAGGACAUUCUCGCGCGCGCGCGCUGCCUUUAUGACUUCGAGUCGACAAACGAAGUCGAGCUACCCCUGCGUGAGGGAGACAUCAUCAAUGUGACCCGCUUGGACGUUGGUGGUGGCUGGCUGGAGGGUGAGCUCAACGGUCAGCAUGGGCUGUUCCCCGAAUCCUACGUGGAGGUGCUUGCUGCAGAUGACCAGGGCGCGGCCGCACCGGUCUCAGCCGUGCCUCAGGCCGCCUCAGCCGCACCCCCCAUGGCUUCGAGCGUGCCUCGCCCGGGACCUGGAACCUCUGCUGCUGACGCCCCUGCUGAUGCCUGUGUGAUCCUGAGUGGGCACGUUUGGCAACCUAGUCAAGAGCCCUUUACGCUCGAAGUGUCUGCUCAAGAAGGCAAGGAAAGUAAAUUUGGUGGCUUGAAGAAGUUUACUGCCUACCAAAUUUGCAACACGACAACGCAAGCCACCGUCAUGCGCCGAUUCAAGCAUUUUGAUUGGCUGCAUCAGCGCCUGGUCGAGCUCUACCCCUGCAUCGUGAUCCCGCCUCUUCCUGAAAAACAAGUUUCGGGCCGCUUCAGCAAGAAUUUCGUCGAGUAUCGACGCCAAAAGCUCGAGCGCAUGCUGAAUCGGGUAGCCUUGCACCCUGUCCUUGGUGCUUCUUCCGUCUUUCGUCACUUUCUCACCGCUACAGACAAAAAGGACUGGAAGAGCGGCAAGCGCCAGGCAGAGGGUGAGGCCAAGAGCGGCACCUUUGUGCAAAAAGUAUAUCAGGAGGAGUUGCCUCCGUCGGAUGGUCGAGAGGUCAUUAGUGGCUUCAAAACAUUUCACACUUGGCUCGAAAAGCAGCUAACGCUGAUUGGCGACGAGUGCGAUGCCCUGUUGAUGCAGCACCACGUGGCUGCUGAACAUCUCACCAAGUUGGCUGACACCAUGGGCAAGCUUGGUGAAGCGGCCACGCGCCCGUCAUAUGCCCCUUGGUGGGAGGAGCAGUCUCCAGCAGAGAUGGACAACAUGAUGGACCGCAUGGCCUAUGUGGGUGACAACAUUCGAACGCUCGCCGCUCAAAUUGCGGAGCAAGAGGAAAAUGACCGCCGUGACUUUUUGGGCUUUUUGCGUCACGAGCAAGGUCUGCUCAAGGCAUUGCAGCCUGUUUACAAGCAGCACGACCACUUGUAUGCCGACUACAACAGCGCUCAGGGCAAAGAUGGACAGGUUGACCAGGUUGACAACCUCCGCCAGACCUGCGAAAAGGCGACCAGUGUUGUCAUGGCUGAGAUGCGUCACCUCCAUGAGAGUUUGUUGAAUGACAUCCACGCUUCCAUGAAGCUGCACAUUGAGAAUCAAGUCGCCUACCACCAGCGAUUGGCAGCCGUAUGGGAGAACUUGCGUGAACAGUUUCCGUGAUCAUUUCGUCAUUUGUUUUACAAGAUUUUUUUUUUUUUAAAAAAAAACCAGGCCCAUUGGGCUCGUGCUCUCUGAAGACCUGCCACUGUUUUGGGCGUGCUUGCGUCAGCCUUCUGCCUUGUGUUCCCAAGCUUCGGAAUUUACUCCUUGACUCG
Molecule: messenger RNA, 1613 nt
Organism: Monosiga brevicollis MX1
Lineage: Eukaryota; Choanoflagellata; Craspedida; Salpingoecidae
Exons: 16
Coding region: 1-1458 (485 amino acids)
Biological process (GO): endocytosis; endosomal transport; plasma membrane tubulation
Cellular component (GO): plasma membrane; cytoplasmic vesicle
Molecular function (GO): phosphatidylinositol binding; protein binding
Source: RefSeq, a predicted model, not a curated record